AUGGUAGUUGGAUCUAUGUGUGCCGAAAUGUAUCGUAUAUUUAAUUCUGAUGGCGUAAGAAUGUUACAGUUUAUGUUGUAUCUAACAGAAGGCCUGAACCUGAUGAUUGGAAAACGUAGAGAAAUAGGACGGAAUGUUGAAUAUGAGCAGCAGCGUAAGGAUCUUGACGACACACGGGUUGACGCAAAAAAUCUACGGAAGACACAGAAGGACAAAGACAAACGCUAUGCCGAGCUUGAGAAACAUAACUUUGAGUUAGAAAAUUCCAUCAUUGAUUUACAAACACGUUCUAUGAACAAUAAUUUGAUAUGUUAUGGUAUUCCGGAACCGAAUAAUGACGAGAAUGUGAAAGAGGAUUGCGAAUCCUUAGUUAAAGAGCUAAUCAGCACGCAUAUUAAUUUAGACACUACCAACAUGGAAUUUGUGAGAGCGCACCGUCUGGGAUCGGAUCGCGCCAAAAAACCGCGAGGUAUUGUUGUUAAAUUCCAGGAUUACAAAGACCGCGAAAAAGUUCGCAAGAGAUCAUAA
Molecule: messenger RNA, 528 nt
Organism: Mercenaria mercenaria
Lineage: Eukaryota; Metazoa; Mollusca; Bivalvia; Venerida; Veneridae
Exons: 2
Coding region: 1-528 (175 amino acids)
Source: RefSeq, a predicted model, not a curated record